Molecule: messenger RNA, 1032 nt
Organism: Psammomys obesus (fat sand rat)
Lineage: Eukaryota; Metazoa; Chordata; Mammalia; Rodentia; Muridae
Gene: Whr1
Product: serine/threonine kinase 19
Exons: 7
Coding region: 27-791 (254 amino acids)
Biological process (GO): positive regulation of Ras protein signal transduction; protein phosphorylation
Molecular function (GO): protein serine/threonine kinase activity
Source: RefSeq, a predicted model, not a curated record
UUCCCGGAACCGGGAGAUCCCGGGCUAUGAAUCGCAAGAGACAGCUCCUAGCGUCCGAGGCUUUCGGGGUGAAGCGGCGGCGGGAGCCGGGGCCCGCGAAAGCGGAUCCUCUGAGGGCGGGCGCAGGGUCGGCGCGCAAGGCUGUCCAGGAGCUCGUGCAGCUCUUCCCUAGGGCGCUGUUCGAGGACGCGCUGCCUCCCCUCGCGCUGAGGAGCCAAGUGUACAGUCUCGUGCCGGACAGGACGGUGGCUGACCUGCAGCUGAAGGAGCUUCAAGAGCGGGGAGAGAUCAGAAUCAUCCAGCUAGGCUUUGACUUGGAUGCCCACGGAAUUGUCUUCACAGAAGACUACAGGACCAGAGUCCUCAAGGCCUGUGAUGGCCGACCAUGUGCCGGGGCGGUGCAGAAGUUCCUGGCCUCCGUGCUCCCCGCCUGUGGGGACCUUAGUUUCCAGCAGGACCAGAUGACACAGACUUAUGGCUUCAGGGACUCGGAGAUCACGCACCUGGUGAAUGCUGGCGUCCUCACAGUCCGAGAUGCUGGGAGCUGGUGGCUGGCUGUGCCUGGAGCCGGGAGAUUCAUUAAGUGGUUUGUGAAAGGGCGCCAGGCUGUACUCAGCAUGGUGCGGAAGUCCAAGUACCGAGAGCUUCUCCUGUCGGAGCUCCUGGGCCGCAGGCCCCCUUCCGCUGUGCGGCUCGGCCUUGCCUACCACGUGCACGACCUCAUCGGGGCCCAGCUGGUGGACUGUGUCCCCACCACUUCUGGAACCCUCCUUCGCCUGCCGGACACGUGAGGAGCCAGCGCUUCAGCUCACUGAAUGCGGUUCCUGGGAGCCCUGCCCCAGGGUGGCCCAAAGGCCUUGCGUGAUGGGGCCGGGCCGUGCUGCUGGGAGCUUCGACCUGACCGGGCCGUGGGCCCUACAGCGCGGCGUUUCUGUGGGGCCAGAGCCGUGCCAAGGGGGCACUGAGGAAGCAAGCAGAGAAUUCCCCCUCCAUGUCAGGCUGGACUUGCCAAAUAAAGUGCCUGUGCUUCUU